UGCUAAUUAAUUAUCAUAUUAAAUUAAAUUAAAUACAAAAACUGGCCGGACCGAAAAAAUUUUGCGGCCGGUGCGCCGUCCAGCCGAAAAAUUCUUUCGGCCCGGCGACGUUCCGGCCGCAAAUUUUUUUCCGCCGGCCGACGAACACGUCGCCGGAAAUUUUUUGGCCGGCGUGUUCGGCGACCGGCCGAAAAUUUCUUUCGGCCCGGCGACGCACCAGCCGCAAAUUUUUUUCGGCCCGACGUCGCUCCGGCUGCAAUUUUUUUCGGCCCACCGUGUUUUUCACCGGAAAACUGGAAAACGCGCCGGAAAACUGGAAAACCGACCGGAAAACUGGAAAACUUACUUGUUUUCCGACGAUUGAGGGCGACGGGAGGUUAGCCGACGACAGAAGAACGGUGCUGGCAACGGAGGCACUGGGCUCGUCAAUAGAAGUUUUUGUUGGAAUGAGUCAAAUGUUCUUGAUAUCCGAAUUUAUAGAAUGAAAGGAAGGGAAGAGAGGGAAAAUCCAAAAUUUGAAUUCAAAAUUUUUUUUUUUGGUUGGCGGCAAAUAGCCGUUCACUUUUUUUACUACCCUUCUUUCCAAUCCAUUCCAGCAAAAACUUCCAGUGUGCAGUAAAAGUCUGCAAUUGAACAUCGCAUUAUAAAAAUCAUUAUUCAUAUGUUUGUCCCUAUUUUGUGAUCUAUGGUGGAAGACAAUACCAUCUUCAUUCAUGACAGACCAUAGUCGUGGAGAGGGCGAAAUCAUUACUCUGCAGGUGUUGAAACGGUGAUGGGUGAACAAGUGGAAGCUUGAAACGACAUCAAGAGACUGUGCAGGGAUGUUUGUGGCAAUGGGAUGGACAGAUUUUUGCCAAUGAUGACAAUUUUGGGGUAGGGGAUGUUUGCCUCUUUCAGUUGAUAUAAGUUCUUAGCAGAAUGAAUCUCAAUCUUUAGAGGUUUACCAGAAGAUAUGAUAUCAUCACAGUACCAGUCUGAGAUGUUCCAUUAUCAUGUUGUUGAACUGGGGAGUUUAGGGUAGAACCUAUAUGAGAUGAAGUACAUAGGUGGCAGUCUUUGUUUUUUCUUGAUUAUGACUGGAUGAUUGAGAAUUAUGUACACUGGCACAAGAAAUUAAUGAUCAUUUUGAUGAAAAUGAAUCCCCAUAAGCAUGUUGUAGUCUACAUCAACAGCCACUGAGGGCUGUCAAACUCAAACCAUGCUUGUGUUGCUUGAGAAAGUGGAGCUUAAACAGUUGACAGACAUUUUUUUUUUUUUUGGUUUCCUUUCUGCAAUUUCCUCAUCUUCUUUCUUUUUUUACGAUAUGAAAAUACAUAGAAAUGAACUAUAGUAUAAUAACUUCAUCUCUCCUUCAACGAAUGUCUCCAACUUGGUGGAGAACAUAACUAACAGAAGCUUGGAGUAGAAAGUGAAAACUCUGCCUGCUCUCUGGAAAAAAGAAAUGCCUGUAAGAAAACCCAAAAGAGCCGCGCUAAAUAAUAGCGGCCCUUCUCGACGACGACGGCUGAAGAAGUCCUCCUCUCCAGACGGAUCCAGCAUGGUGUUCUUCAGCAUAAUGCUUCCAAGUGUCAUGGAGAAGAAGAAGCUCAAGCUUCCAGUGAAAUUUGUGAGAAGAUACGGUAGGCAACUGGGCGGGAAUAUGGCUCAACUCCACUUGCCAAACGGCAGCGUUUGGAACGUUGGUGUAUCGAGCGGCAGGGGAACAAGGAUUCAGGACAUCUGCCUCGACCAAGGUUGGGCAAGUUUCAUGGACAAGAACUCUGUCUUGCUGCAUUAUUUCCUCACUUUCAAAUACGUUGGGGAGUCGAUCUUCCAUGUCCGGAUAUACGACUUGAGCACCUGUGAGAUCCCCUACCCACCAAUUCAUGAUCCUACCGACAACGGCGGCGAAUCAUCUGUCAUUUACCUCGGCUCCACGAAAUCGGAAGAUAAUGAUGAUGACGAUAAUGGGGUUGAUGAUGCUCUAGAUUCGCAUGGUGAAGAGGAAUGGGGUCCGAUCUUGAAUGGCCUAGAAGCUAGAGAAAUCUACUUGAGCUGCAAGUUCUCUUGUACGUUCAGGAAAUUGUCAGAAGCAAGCAAGAAGGCGCUGAGCGAGGCAAUAAGGAACAAGCUCGAAGACGGUCCUUCGUUCGUUGCUGUAAUCAUGUCCCGUGGACGUCAUAAUCUGAAUGUACCUACGGGAUUUGUGAAACAGAACAUGACCGGGGAUGGCGAGGCUGUGAUUCUGAAGGAGGUUGCAGGAGGAGGGAAAUGGGUUGUUGAAGCCAGUUUUGGUAGUGACGGGAUGUUCAGGCUGCUGGGAGAAGAAUGGCAGAGGUUUUACCGUGAGAACAAUUUGGAAACAGGGGAUGUGUGCCUCUUUCAGCUGAUGCCAAAGGAGAAGGUUGAGUUUCUGGUUUCAAUCUACAGGGCCUCUCCGUUUCGAGGGUAGUCAAGUUUGAAGGUGAUCGGUUUGGGGUUGAAGUUCAUUUUGGGGUUAGGAAAAUGUAGUGCUUUGACUCUCUGUUGAACUUGUGAUGAUUGUGAUCAGUAAGGUCUUUUUUUGGGGGUUGGAACUUCUGUGCGAUUAGGUCUGGUUUAUUUCCUUUGUCAGUAGGGUCUGGGGUGGUUUUGAUAAUUAAGGUGUUUGAAAUUA
This is a messenger RNA of Linum trigynum, 2635 nucleotides long. Lineage: Eukaryota; Viridiplantae; Streptophyta; Magnoliopsida; Malpighiales; Linaceae. The record is from the annotation of a GenBank genome assembly.